GGCAGCCAGAUCCGACCCAAACAAAGCCUUGUCUUAAAGCUGCGCUUUGACAUUUUCGUUUCCAAUUCACUUCUUCUUCUCUUUCUUCUUUGCAGAGAACACAUCAGACAUGCUUUUGUUCUAAGACACAGACUCCAUGGCAAUGUAGGAGUGGGAAAUCAUCAGACAUGUUCAAGAAUCAGCUGCAAGAGCUAGCACAGAGAAGUUGCUUCAACCUCCCUUCUUACACUUGCAUCAGAGAAGGGCCAGACCAUGCUCCCAGAUUCAGAGCUUCUGUGAAUUUCAAUGGAGAAAUCUUUGAGAGCCCUAGCUACUGCUCCACCCUGAGACAGGCAGAGCAUGCAGCUGCUGAGGUUGCCCUCAAUCUCCUCUCCAACAGGGGUCCUUCAAGGUCCCUCACCGCCAGAGUUCUUGAUGAGACAGGGGUUUACAAGAACCUGCUUCAAGAAACAGCUCACAGAGCUGGUCUGAAGCUCCCUUUGUACACCACAGUUAGGUCAGGUCCUGGGCAUGUCCCUGUCUUCACUUGCACCGUAGAGCUUGCGGGCAUGAACUUCACAGGCGACUCAGCCAAGACCAAGAAGCAAGCUGAGAAGAAUGCAGCAAUUGCUGCCUGGUCUGCCUUGAAAAGAAUGCCAAACUUGGACUUAUUGUCUCAUUCAAGCAAGGAAACAGAGAGUGCUCGUGAGGAACAGGAUCAGCAGGCGGCUAUGGUUAGGGUCUUGUCAAAUUUCAGGCCUAAAGAAGAGGGGAAACAGACCAGGAGGAGGGAUUCGAAGAUUCAGAACCAAGCAAGAAGAAGAAUGGUAAGGGCUUAUAAAGACGAUGCUAAUAAUCCUCUCCAGUUUCAACCAAAGAGGCCUAUUGACCUAUUGAAGGACACUGUCCCAGAAGGCCCAACCCAAAAAAAUAACAUCUUUAUGUCUCUUCUCCCUCCACCCCCGCCAAGGACAGCUUCAAAGAUCUUACCACCAUCAAAUAGGGCUAGCCCAUUGUUCAAGGACACCCCACAAGUUAGGAUCCAAGAGGUGCUAUCCCCUCGAGCCCAAGAACAUCAAAAGGAUGAGCAAGAAAGAUCAAAUGCAAACAAUAACUCAAAUUCAAGCACUGUUUAUGAGCAAACCCACAUCAGAAGCAAGGUGUUUGAGUCCCUAGCACCCUCUCCAAUGGCAGCAGCAGCUCCCAUCAAGCCCCUCAAAUGCAGCCACGUGGCAAGAGCAAUGUACACAGGAGGCUUCCGGCCGCACAGGAGCAUUGCCCCAGCAGUUCAAAUCAGAUCUGUGAUCCCAGUAUGUGCUGCUCCCCCACCACCAUCAAAGAAAGAAGCUUUAGCUUCAACUUCAGCUUCAGCUUCUGGUUUAGGGGCUUCUUCUUCUUCAUCAAUCCCCACAUCAUCAGAGGUCUCAGUCUCAGCAGCCAGCAUAAAGUUAAAAAAUUUACAGUUGUGAAGAGAGCAAUUAGGGAAAAAUACAAUCCAGGUUUAUAUUUAUUGGUUUCUUUUCUCCAAGUUUUAGUGCAUGCUCUGUUCUCUUAAGCUUGGUUUUGCUUCUGUUUUUGUUUUUUGUUUUGGGUGUUUUGGUCAUGGACCGUGAGAAAGAGGAGUUGGAUCUGUGGUGGGAUUUUGCAAAAGAUGACAAGCAAUAGUAAUUCAACUUUGUUCUCUCCC
Messenger RNA from Malania oleifera, 1666 nucleotides. RefSeq names its product double-stranded RNA-binding protein 5. Gene Ontology annotation, molecular function: double-stranded RNA binding. The coding region runs from base 168 to 1448 and encodes 426 amino acids. The record is from RefSeq and is a predicted model, not a curated record. Lineage: Eukaryota; Viridiplantae; Streptophyta; Magnoliopsida; Santalales; Ximeniaceae. The transcript is spliced from 4 exons.